AUACGGGUACAAAGUUAACGAUAGAUUAUUUAAUCACUUUCUUCAGCCAAAACUUUAUUUGUCACCGAAAAUCACUAUUCCACGAAGAUGUCUCUGAAGUUUAUAACCUUCGCUAUUUUAGCAUUCCUCGGAUUGAAGAUCGUAGAAGCUCAAAACGAUAAAUGCGUAAUAAAAGAAGGGAUAGGUGAAUCAAAUACAUGGAGAACUAUAGCAAGCAUAUAUCGGUUUGGAGCGAAGGAUAUUUUAACUAUCAGCAACUGCAAAGGGACUGUGGAAGCUUAUAUUGCCCGUAAUCGUCCAAUAACUAUGCAUUCUGUAAAUGGCAAAUCCGUCGUUAUAAAUAGCGGCUUAAAUGUAGGAGACAUGUUGGAUUUCGGACCUGCUCAAACUCAAGGUAAAAUUACGGAGAAAGGUAAAAUUGGUGCAACGGUAUGGUUUAAGAUUGCUAUAGAUAACAGGAAUAAAGAUCUAAUUUCGUUCAGUGUAGGAAAGUCACCCUUCGUUCUCAACCUCUCCUUCAAGAAAGACUAACGAACAGAAGAAUCAUAUUAUUAUAUGAUAUACCAAAUUAACCAACAGCGAUUUUUUGUUCUUACAUUCAUUAAUAACACAUUGGAAUUAAUGUAAGGGAAAAUGGGUGCUUAAUAUUACUAAAAGGGGAAUUCAUUUUAUAUAUUUAUAAUACCAAA
Molecule: messenger RNA, 689 nt
Organism: Gordionus sp. m RMFG-2023
Lineage: Eukaryota; Metazoa; Nematomorpha; Gordioida; Chordodea; Parachordodidae
Exons: 5
Coding region: 88-531 (147 amino acids)
Source: RefSeq, a predicted model, not a curated record